AUGGCGGCGUCUCUUGCGUCGCGCGCUGCUCCGUUUGAGCCCUGGACCAAGCGCUCUGCACUGCGAGUUCAAAUCACACUGAAGGACCAGCCAGCGUCUGGUAUCUGCUCAUACACAACCCUCGAUACUAUUGAGGGUGAGGCCACAUUCGUGUCUGAAGUUGAUACUCGGUUUGAGCAGAUCUCUAUUUCCUUUGUAGGCACUUCCAGGACUCUGAUUGAGAGACCCGGGGCUGCAGGGCCGACUGUUGGCCGCUCUUCUGCGUUUCACACCUUCCUGAGGCUCGUCCAACCGAUCGAUGAGUCUGAUUAUCCGCAGCCUCGCAUUCUAGAGGCUGGUCGCAAAUAUACCUUCCCCUUCACAUUUGUAGUGCCCGAGAGAAUGCUUCCACAAUCUUGUACACACAAAAUGAAUCAUCCACAGGUGCAACUUGCACACACAAACUUACCUCCUUCAGCUGGCGACCCGAUGGUAGCUGGCGAUGGGAACAGCCUGCUUGACGACAUGGUGCCUCAGAUGGUUCAGAUCCAGUACAACAUCAGAGCAAAGCUGUCGAAGCACAAUCCUAGCUCUGACACACUUCGGACCGUGAUUGACCAAGGAAAGAAAGUCAGAAUUAUCCCAGCCACCGAUGUUGAGCCACCGCUGGACGUUUCUGAAAACAGCAUUGAUUACUGUCUCCGAAACGAGAAGUCCGUCAAGAGGGGUGCGUUGCGCGGUAAACUUGGGCGCAUAGCAAUGGCUGCCGCACAACCAAAGCCCUUCCAUCUACCUCCCAUCCGUCACCCUGGCAGCGAAGGCAUCACCACCUCCGAGGAACAAGAAACCCCUAGCACUCUUGUGAAGGUGCAUGUUAGGUUUGACCCUGCCGAUGAAAACCAGAAACCCCCUCGUCUCAAUACCCUCUGGACGAAGCUCAAGGUAUUCACCUACUAUGCUUCAGAGCCGUGGAAGGAUUUCGCAACCCGUGCAAAUAUGCCCAACUGGUCUCUCAACCACGGCAUGUAUACUGAAACUGUUCCGCUUGAAACUCGAUGUAUCGCCUCGGUGCCAUGGACCAAACACUCUGGAGACGCAAACUCAGCGUUUUGCUCCCCAUCCUCGUCAACGGGCAGUCUCAUCAUGACCACCCCCUUAUCCUCCGCUCCUAAUUCUCGCAGAGGCUCCAUCCAGUCCACUUCCUCUAUUGAUUCUUCUCAAACUGGCCCUACAUCUGCCUAUGCCGGCAGCACCUACUAUACCUGCACCAUUCUCGCCCCUAUCACUCUACCAAAAACUAAGGCCUUUAUACCCACCUUCCACUCCUGCCUGACCUCCCGAAGCUAUGCACUGGACAUGAGCCUUUCUGUCCUCCCUCCAAACACCAGUUUGACAACGCCACAACUUUCGAUCCGCGUCCCGGUACAGGUUGCAGGCGCCGAAAGCCUAGCCCAGGCAGUCGCCCUUCGUGGUGAUAAUGUGCAGAAUACCGAUUCGUUCUUCACCCCAAGGAGCAUCUCACCACCACCUGCGGAAUACACAGGACGUGCCUCUUUGGGAGCGUACAGCAGACAGCGCUCGAGCACGAUCGACUCUAUCGGCAGUACGAUGACGGGCGCCACGGUGAGGCCUCCCCCAGAGUACUCGCCCUUUAGCCGGCAGCAGUCACAGAGAACGGUCGUGAGCUCCGCGUGCUGA
Nannizzia gypsea CBS 118893 is the source of this 1677-nucleotide messenger RNA. Its product is annotated as arrestin. The coding region runs from base 1 to 1677 and encodes 558 amino acids. Lineage: Eukaryota; Fungi; Ascomycota; Eurotiomycetes; Onygenales; Arthrodermataceae. The transcript is spliced from 2 exons. The record is from RefSeq and is a predicted model, not a curated record.